Phoenix dactylifera (date palm) is the source of this 3534-nucleotide messenger RNA. NCBI's taxonomy places the organism in Eukaryota, Viridiplantae, Streptophyta, Magnoliopsida, Arecales, Arecaceae. The record is from RefSeq and is a predicted model, not a curated record.
ACCGACUUGGCCGAGAUUGAAAACCGGUCCUCCUGGAGGAGGCCAAGCGGGAAGGAAACCGCGCCCUCUAGUUCCUCCGGAUGUGGUUGAGCCGCUUCAAGGAGACGCUCCGCCCCUGCUCCAACUUUUCCUCCUCCACCGCCACCGCCACCGCCACCGCCUCCUCUUCUUCUUCCAAUUCGGAGCCCUCAUCCCAGGUCCCUCUUCCUUUGAGGAAGCCCCCCAAGUCCUCCCUGUCCCAACAACUCCAGCGCCUCGAAUUCCCCUCCGCCGAACGCCCGCUUUCGCGAGAAGUCGUCAAAGAGAAAGAAGCAAGAAAAGGAGGAGGAGGAGGAGAGAAGGAGGAGGAGGACGAUGGGGAUGGAGAGAGAUGCUCUCUCCCUGCUCGAUUUAAUCGAGAGACGUUUCUUCCCCAGCCCUUCACUUCGGAGGUCAGAGGCCCCUACGAGCCUCUGGUCCUCUCCUCCCCCGGCGAAACCCCCGUCAUUCAGGUUCCUGCAUCUAUCAGUUGUAGGCUUCUUGAACAUCAAAAGGAUGGCGUGAGGUUUCUAUAUAGUCUGUACAAGAACAACCAUGGUGGUGUACUUGGAGAUGAUAUGGGUUUGGGUAAAACCAUCCAGACUAUUGCUUUUCUGGCUGCUGUGUUUGGGAAGGAUACUGAACAUGGGGACCAUCAGUUGGACAAGAAGGUCCAUAUGAUCAAGAAGGGACCUAUACUGAUUGUCUGUCCCACUUCUGUUAUUCAAAACUGGGAAAAUGAGUUUUCUGAGUGGGGAGACUUUAGUGUUGUUGUUUAUCAUGGACCUAAUCGUGAUUUGAUUCUUGAGAAACUUGAAAAUCGAGGAGCUGAGAUACUUAUAACUAGUUUUGACACUUUCAGAAUUCAUGAUAAAACUUUAUCUGAGAUUUCCUGGGACAUUGUCAUUGUUGAUGAAGCGCACCGUCUGAAGAAUGAAAAGUCUCAACUAUAUAGAGUAUGCUUAGGAAUUAAAACCAGAAAACGGUUUGGUCUUACUGGAACCAUAAUGCAGAACAAUAUUUUGGAGUUAUUUAAUCUGUUUGAAUGGGUUGCACCUGGGUCCUUGGGAACUCGGGAACAUUUUCGAGAUUUCUAUAAUGAACCCUUAAAGCAUGGUCAGAGGUUAAGUGCUCCUGAAAAGUUUAUUCAAGUUGCUGAGGAGCGCAAGCAGCAUCUUGUCGCAGUGUUGCAGAAAUAUUUGUUAAGGAGGACCAAGGAAGAGACUAUUGGGCAUCUUAUGCUAGGGAAAGAAGAUAAUGUUGUUUUUUGUGCAAUGAGUGAGUUGCAAAAGCGUGUUUACAAGAGGAUGCUGGAACAGCCUGAUUUCCAGUGUCUCAUAAAUAAGGAUCUUCCUUGUAGCUGUGGGAGUCCUUUAACUCAGGUUGAAUGUUGCAAGAGGAUAGUACCUAAUGGUAUUAUUUGGUCUUAUCUUCACAGGGACAAUCCUGAGGGCUGUGACUCAUGCCCUUUCUGCCUUGUUCUUCCUUGUCUCAUCAAACUUCAGCAGAUCAGCAAUCAUCUGGAGCUGAUAAAGCCUAACCCGAAGGAUGACGUGGAGAAACAGAAGAAGGAUUCUGAGCUAGCAUCUGCUGUGUUUGGUGCUGAUGUCGACUUGGUUGGUGGUAGCGCGCAAAUUGAAAAUUUUAUGGGGCUUAGUGAUGUAGAACAUUGUGGGAAAAUGCGAGCAUUGGAGAAGCUGCUAUUGUCAUGGACUUCUCACGGUGACAAGAUACUUUUGUUCAGCUACUCUGUCAGGAUGCUGGACAUACUGGAGAAGUUUCUUAUACGAAGAGGCUAUUGCUUUUCCAGACUUGAUGGUUCAACUCCAAUGAGCUUACGCCAGUCACUUGUUGAUGAAUUUAAUAGAAGUCCAAGUAAACAGGUAUUUCUUAUAUCUACUAGGGCUGGUGGUCUAGGUCUGAAUCUGGUCAGUGCUAAUCGUGUUGUAAUUUUUGACCCAAAUUGGAAUCCUGCUCAAGACUUGCAGGCACAGGAUAGGUCAUUUCGUUAUGGCCAGAAGCGCCAUGUUGUAGUAUUUCGUCUUCUUGCAGCUGGUUCACUUGAAGAACUUGUAUAUUCUCGCCAAAUAUAUAAACAGCAGCUUUCAAAUAUAGCUGUUUCAGGGAAAAUGGAAAAGCGCUAUUUUGAAGGUGUGCAGGACUGCAAGGAAUUUCAGGGUGAACUAUUUGGAAUCUGUAAUCUGUUCAGUGACCUAUCUGAUAAGCUUUUUACAAGUGAGAUCAUCGAAAUGCAUGAGAAACAAGGAAAGGAUCCUACAACUCAAACCAAUCUAAACAGUCCAAAGAUUAAUGAUGAUUCUUCUCUCAAGGAGGUACAUGUAGUUCCACUCUCAGGCAAGUUUUCUGAGGCUGCAGGUCACGUGCAACACAUAACAAAGCUUGAUGACUUGGUGGGUGGGGGUGAGUUGGGCCAAGCCCAAAGGUGGUCUCAAGCUUCACCAACAGGCACGUAGCUUGGGCUCCGCCUUAUCUAUAGUCGACCCAACUUGUGUGGCUCCAUCUCUGCUCGAUGAGCAACAAGUGAGAUUGAGCUGAAAUCAAGCUAGCCCAAGUUACCUUUGGAACCUUUUUUUUUUUCCUGGAAACAUGUCAUAGAUGUAUAAGGAAUUCUCUCACUGACGAUUGUAUAAUAUGAAAAUUGCUUCCGCAAUUUACAUAUAGCAUGUGAUUAGGGAAAUGAUCUGUAAGAUGACUGCUAAUUGUUGCUUAUAUUAUAGAAAAGAUAUUUAGAAUUGUACUUAUGAUAUAAAUGAUGCACAUGCAUUUUGUAAAUUGGGCUAGGCCAAGCUGAUCUAUUGGGCUUGCAAACCACUGGCCUAAGAUUCUAGGUUGGGUGAGGAAUUCACAAUGCAGGCUUAUUGAGUCCAUGAAGAUAUUGGCCUGGCCUGCUUAAAUUGCUGGCUUGGUCAAGCCAGUGUGGGUUGGCCCAGCCCAAUGUGGCAUCCUGCUGUCAAUUUUUUCAUAAUCUUGUGUUACAUAAAUUUAGAUUUGCUCUUAAAAGUAUGGUGGAUUUGAUGCAUAUACAAUUAUUGUUUUCAUGGACCUGGGUUGUAACUCAAAACUAGCUAUUGGUUUCAUAUUUAUAUGUGAAAAACUCAUGAUACUAGAAAAGUAUAAAUUCCUAAACAGUCUUAAAGAGACAAGUUAAAUCACUAUUGAGAUGUUGUAUUGAAGGUUUUAUUUAUUCAGGGGAAUAAUGACAUUUACCUCCUUGCCUGGUGCUGUCUAUAUGGUCGCUUAUGAGGAAAUAACUUGCCUUAGAAUUUGACUGCAGAUGUUGAAUCAAAAAAUAAAGAUACUUCUAUUAAUAUUCAUGCAAACACAUUGUAUGUCUAAAAUUCUGUCAUUCCAAGCAAUUAGGAUUUAUGAUCAAGUUCAUCCAGUAUCAUUUUACUUUGCUCUUUUCCUUAUGAAGUCUGCCAGUGCUGUUAGACUAAUUUCAACCUGUUAACAAUAAUUUAGCUGAAAAAGAAAUAAAAAUAAAAUAAAGUCAAU